Penicillium cinerascens is the source of this 1641-nucleotide messenger RNA. Its product is annotated as putative JmjC domain protein. The record is from RefSeq and is a predicted model, not a curated record. Bases 1 to 1641 code for a protein of 546 amino acids. Gene Ontology annotation, molecular function: 2-oxoglutarate-dependent dioxygenase activity. The transcript has a single exon. Lineage: Eukaryota; Fungi; Ascomycota; Eurotiomycetes; Eurotiales; Aspergillaceae.
AUGAAGCUCGCGGCCCAAGUUGCCUUGACGCUUGUUACCGUCGCGAAGCCACCCGCGGACUCCAAUGACCCCAUUUUGAACUGCAAAUUCGAGAGCAGUCAAGCACUCCACGCCCUACUUUUCGGCACGCCCAACAAAGCUCUUCAGCUUGCAGACUCCAAGCUACGCGUUUUCCCUUUCAAAGAUGUCGACGUCUGCUGGCGUCGCCUCUACACGGACGCGUCCCUCGUCAAGGCGUGCUACAUCAUCAUCCGCCAAUGCGACCUGAGUCAGCUGCCCCUCGACGACACUCUCGACGUGUCUCGACUGAGCCAAGAGCUCAGGGACAAGGAUGUUCAAAUCGAUGUGCGUGUCGCCUGGCUGACAGAGGUUAUUCACAUCCUCGACAACGCGUGGAUCAUGACCGGUGUGCCGAGGCGCGAGCACACCAUCGAUUCCCUGUUGUCGGCGCUGCAGGAGGCCUCCAAUAUGGACAGCGAGCUUCGUGACGAUCCCGAUCUAUGCAACCAGCCUCCCUCGAAGCGUAUGAAGUUCUCAGCGCCUCUCUUCCCUCCGAACGCCCUCCCUGAACCUCGCAUCCAGCAUCCGGUAACCCGCGCAUCAUCGCCGACCUUCGAAUUCAUGGAGAAGCAUAUUCAGGACAUUCGCACGCCGCUCGUCAUUGAGAACCACGUGGACCAUUGGGAAGCCAUGUCCACGCGCCCCUGGGCGUCGCGGGACUACUGGUGGAAGCGCACCUUUGGCGGCCAUAGGUAUGUUCCCGUCGAGGUGGGCAGGUCCUACACCGAUGAAGGAUGGGGCCAGCAGAUUAUGAGCUUCAAGAAAUUCAUCGACCGCUACAUUUGGCAGGGGGAAUCGAACUCGGGCAACGAUGAAGAUGAUUCCAAGGAAGAGGAUAGAGGCACGGGCUACAUGGCACAGCAUGACCUGCUUGCCCAGCUUCCUGCCCUGCGAAGAGAUAUCUGCAUUCCGGAUUUCUGCUACAUUACUCCUCCGGAGCCGGAGCCGGGCACGCCGGUGUAUCUAGCCAAGCAGCGAGAACGCAUGGAGGCCUUGUUGAAGCCCAUUGAGGGAUCUUCCCAGUCAAAUGCGGCCAUUUCCCAGGAAUCUGAGAUGUCCUCCCCGUCUCAUGACUAUCACGAUUCCGUUGACGAUUCCAAAUGGGACUGUCAAUCGGAUACAAGCUCCCAAACUGCCAGCCAGCCAAUCAUCAACACUUGGAUCGGCCCUACAUGGACCAUUUCCCCGCUCCAUCACGAUCCCUAUCACAAUAUUCUCGUGCAGGUCGUGGGAACCAAGUACAUCAGACUCUACUCCCCGCACACUCCGGCAUCAAAGAUUCACCCCCGAGGCAAGGAACUGGUUCCCUCCGGCGACCCGGCAGAGGGAGCCCCCGACAAGAACGGAAAGCUCAUCGACAUGUCCAAUACCUCCGAGGUGGACCUUGCUUCCAUCGAGCUAUCCCCCGCCGAAGCUGAGACCUGGGAGGAGAAGUGGCCUGGCUUUAUGGACGCGGAAUAUGUCGAGACUGUUUUGCACGAAGGCGAGUGUUUGUACAUUCCCGUUGGAUGGUGGCACUAUGUGCGUGGUCUGCGGGCUGGUAUUAGCGUGAGCUUCUGGUAUGAACGACAGGAGGUCUGA